AUGGUGGUAGCAGCCUUCCAAAAUGGGUUGAACAAGAAUGGGUCCAGGGAGACCAAGAAGUUGUUAAGCAGGCUCAUAAAAUACCCUCCCACCAAUUGGGAAGAAAUUCACAACACAUAUUGUGCCGAGGUGAGAGCAGACGAUGACGACCUUAACAAUCCGACCCAACGUUUAACGUCGAUCCAAACAGAGCCGAGGAAAGACCGUCGUAAUGGCAGUCGAAGAGAUCAUUCAGGCCCACCCCUCAUCAAGACAGAAAUAGAGUACUCGCUAGAGAAGCUUGGCACAAAAGUGAAGUGGCCGGAAAAAAUGAAGUCCGACCCAAGUACCCGAAAGUCGAACGUCCUUUGUGAAUUUCACCAGGAUCGAGGUCACAAAAACGAGGACUGCAUAGCCCUACGACAAGAAGUAGUGAACAUGCUAAACCAAGGGCACCUGAAGGAGCUAAUGAGUGACCGAGGACGAGCCAACUUCGACCGCAGACGAGAAAAACACCAAGGCCCUCCGAAGCCACCCUCUCCUGCCCGCACCAUUCAAAUGAUCAUCGGCAGAGGCGACGAAGCAGCAAUAAACCACAUAAAUUUUACCACCACACACAAGCUAAAGCGGUCAAUCACCUACGAUCGGUAUGAUGACCUCGAAAAAAGUAUCAUCUUCAAUAAGUCAGAUACUAAUGGUUUGAUUUUUCCUCACUCCGAUGCUCUUGUCAUUACUUUACGUAUUUCAGAUACUAAUGUUAAAAGAAUAAUGGUAGACGACGGAAGCAGCGCGUGUAUUAUUCACCCUCGAGUGCUUGCACAAAUGGACUCGAGGACAAUAUAG
This is a messenger RNA of Nicotiana tabacum (common tobacco), 822 nucleotides long. Lineage: Eukaryota; Viridiplantae; Streptophyta; Magnoliopsida; Solanales; Solanaceae. The record is from RefSeq and is a predicted model, not a curated record.